Molecule: messenger RNA, 12420 nt
Organism: Chinchilla lanigera (long-tailed chinchilla)
Lineage: Eukaryota; Metazoa; Chordata; Mammalia; Rodentia; Chinchillidae
Gene: Ptprt
Product: protein tyrosine phosphatase, receptor type, T
Exons: 32
Coding region: 81-4400 (1439 amino acids)
Biological process (GO): protein dephosphorylation
Cellular component (GO): membrane
Molecular function (GO): protein tyrosine phosphatase activity; protein binding
Source: RefSeq, a predicted model, not a curated record
ACUACAGCAACUGUGGUUACAGUGUGGCCCUGGGGACCAAUGGAUUCACCUGGGAGCAGAUUAACACAUGGGAGAAACCCAUGCUGGACCCAGCAGUGCCCACAGGCUCCUUCAUGAUGGUGAACAGCUCUGGGAGGGCCUCUGGCCAGAAGGCCCACCUUCUUCUGCCCACCUUGAAGGAAAACGACACCCACUGCAUCGACUUCCAUUACUACUUCUCCAGUCGUGAUCGCUCCAGCCCAGGGGCCUUGAACGUCUACGUGAAGGUCAAUGGCGGACCCCAGGGGAACCCUGUCUGGAACGUGUCUGGCGUAGUCACCGAGGGCUGGGUGAAAGCGGAACUUGCCAUUAGCACCUUCUGGCCACAUUACUACCAGGUGAUUUUUGAAUCCGUCUCUUUGAAGGGUCAUCCUGGCUACAUCGCGGUGGAUGAGGUCCGAGUCCUUGCUCAUCCGUGCAGAAAAGCACCUCAUUUUCUGCGACUCCAAAACGUCGAGGUGAACGUGGGGCAGAAUGCCACGUUUCAGUGCAUUGCUGGUGGGAAGUGGUCUCAGCAUGACAAACUUUGGCUCCAGCAAUGGAAUGGCAGAGACACGGCCCUCAUGGUCACUCGUGUGGUCAACCACAGGCGUUUCUCAGCCACGGUCAGUGUGGCAGAUACUACCCAGCGUAGCGUCAGCAAAUAUCGCUGUGUGAUCCGCUCCGAUGGUGGAUCCGGUGUUUCCAACUAUGCAGAGCUGAUUGUGAAAGAGCCUCCCACACCCAUUGCGCCCCCAGAGCUGCUAGCAGUGGGGGCCACCUACCUGUGGAUCAAGCCAAAUGCCAACUCCAUCAUUGGGGAUGGACCCAUCAUCUUGAAGGAAGUGGAAUACCGCACUACCACAGGCACCUGGGCUGAGACCCACAUAGUCGACUCUCCCAACUACAAGCUGUGGCAUCUGGACCCCGAUGUGGAGUAUGAGAUACGGGUGCUGCUCACAAGACCAGGUGAAGGAGGAACUGGGCCUCCAGGGCCUCCCCUCACCACCAGGACCAAGUGUGCUGACCCUGUGCACGGCCCCCAGAAUGUGGAGAUCGUGGACAUCCGAGCCCGGCAGCUGACUCUGCAGUGGGAGCCCUUUGGCUAUGCAGUGACCCGUUGCCACAGCUACAACCUCACAGUGCAGUACCAGUAUGUGUUCAACCAGCAGCAGUAUGAAGCUGAAGAGGUCAUCCAAACCUCUUCUCACUACACCCUGCGGGGCCUGCGCCCCUUCAUGACCAUCAGACUGCGGCUCCUGCUGUCCAACCCUGAGGGACGGAUGGAGAGUGAGGAGCUGGUGGUACAGACCGAAGAGGAUGUUCCAGGAGCUGUUCCUCUUGAAUCCAUCCAAGGGGGACCUUUUGAAGAGAAGAUCUACAUCCAGUGGAAGCCUCCCAAUGAAACCAACGGUGUUAUCACACUUUAUGAGAUCAACUACAAAGCUGUUGGCUCCCUGGACCCAAGUGCCGAUCUUUCUAGUCAGAGGGGGAAAGUGUUCAAGCUCCGGAAUGAAACUCACCAUCUCUUUGUGGGUCUGUACCCAGGGACCACCUAUUCCUUCACUAUUAAGGCCAGCACAGCCAAGGGCUUUGGACCCCCAGUCACCACUCGGAUUGCUACCAAAAUUUCAGCUCCUUCGAUGCCUGAAUAUGACACAGACACCCCACUGAAUGAAACGGACACAACCAUUACAGUGAUGCUGAAACCGGCCCAGUCCCGGGGAGCCCCUGUCAGUGUUUAUCAGUUGGUUGUCAAGGAGGAGAGACUUCAGAAAUCACGAAGGGCAGCUGACAUCAUUGAAUGCUUCUCAGUACCUGUGAGCUAUAGGAAUGCCUCUAGCCUGGAUUCUUUACACUACUUUGCUGCUGAGUUGAAGCCCGCCAACCUGCCUGUCACCCAGCCAUUUACAGUGGGUGACAACAAAACAUACAAUGGCUAUUGGAACCCUCCGCUCUCCCCACUGAAAAGCUACAGCAUCUAUUUCCAGGCACUCAGCAAAGCAAAUGGAGAGACCAAAAUCAACUGUGUUCGUCUGGCUACGAAAGCACCAAUGGGCAGCGCCCAGGUGACCCCGGGGACUCCACUCUGCCUCCUCACCACAGGUGCCUCCACCCAGAACUCUAACACCAUGGAACCAGAGAAGCAGGUGGACAGCACUGUGAAGAUGGCCGGUGUGAUUGCUGGCCUCCUCAUGUUCAUCAUCAUUCUACUGGGUGUGAUGCUCACCAUCAAAAGGAGGAAGCUGGCCAAGAAGCAGAAGGAGACACAGAGUGGAGCCCAAAGGGAGAUGGGACCUGUGGCCUCAGCUGACAAACCCACCACCAAGCUCAGCUCCAGCCGCAACGAUGAAGGCUUCUCCUCUAGUUCCCAGGAUGCUAAUGGAUUUACGGAUGGCAGCCGUGGGGAGCUGUCCCAGCCCACCCUCACAAUCCAGACUCAUCCCUACCGGACCUGUGACCCCGUGGAGAUGAGCUACCCGCGAGACCAGUUCCAACCCGCCAUCCGGGUGGCUGACCUGUUGCAGCACAUCACCCAGAUGAAGAGAGGCCAGGGCUAUGGGUUCAAGGAGGAAUAUGAGAAAGAUCUCUCUGAUUACAGUGGAGGAUGGAUUGGAGGGAACAGUCCCAAAGCAAGAGAACCCAAAGAGGAGAUUCGUUGGAAAGUAUUUCUCCAGGCCUUACCCGAGGGGCAGACCGCUUCAUGGGAUACAGCCAAGGAAGAUGAAAAUCGCAAUAAGAAUCGAUAUGGGAACAUCAUAUCCUAUGACCAUUCCCGGGUGAGGCUGCUGGUGCUAGAUGGAGACCCACACUCAGACUAUAUCAACGCCAACUACAUUGAUGGGUACCAUCGACCACGACACUACAUCGCAACCCAAGGUCCAAUGCAGGAGACAGUGAAGGACUUUUGGAGAAUGAUCUGGCAGGAGAACUCAGCCAGCAUCGUCAUGGUCACAAACCUCGUGGAAGUGGGCAGGCACCCAGCGGAACACACUGUGGGAAAUGCCACGCUAGGCCGUGCGGCGUCCCCCGGAAUGGUGAAGUGUGUGCGAUACUGGCCAGAUGACACGGAAGUCUAUGGAGACAUUAAAGUCACCCUGAUUGAAACAGAACCCUUAGCGGAAUAUGUCAUUCGUACCUUCACAGUCCAGAAGAAAGGCUACCAUGAGAUCCGGGAACUCCGCCUCUUCCACUUCACCAGCUGGCCUGACCACGGUGUCCCCUGCUAUGCUACGGGCCUCCUGGGCUUCGUCCGCCAGGUCAAGUUCCUCAAUCCCCCCGAAGCUGGGCCUAUAGUGGUCCACUGCAGUGCUGGAGCUGGGAGGACUGGCUGCUUCAUCGCCAUUGAUACCAUGCUUGACAUGGCUGAGAACGAAGGAGUGGUGGACAUCUUCAACUGUGUGCGUGAGCUGCGUGCACAGAGGGUCAACUUGGUGCAGACAGAGGAGCAGUAUGUGUUUGUGCACGACGCCAUCCUGGAAGCAUGCCUCUGCGGCAACACGGCCAUCCCUGUGUGUGAGUUCCGCUCUCUCUACUACAACAUCAGUAGGCUGGACCCCCAGACGAACUCCAGCCAGAUCAAAGAUGAAUUUCAGACACUCAACAUUGUGACACCCCGUGUCCGACCUGAGGACUGCAGCAUCGGGCUCCUGCCCCGAAACCAUGACAAGAAUCGUAGCAUGGAUGUCCUGCCUCUGGACCGCUGCCUGCCUUUCCUCAUCUCGGUGGAUGGAGAAUCCAGCAACUAUAUCAAUGCAGCACUGAUGGAUAGCCACAAGCAACCUGCCGCCUUUGUGGUCACCCAGCAUCCUCUACCCAACACUGUGGCAGACUUCUGGAGGCUCGUGUUCGAUUAUAACUGCUCCUCCGUGGUGAUGCUGAAUGAGAUGGACACUGCGCAGCUCUGCAUGCAGUACUGGCCUGAGAAGACGUCUGGGUGCUACGGGCCCAUCCAGGUGGAGUUCGUCUCAGCAGACAUCGAUGAGGACAUCAUCCACAGAAUAUUCCGCAUCUGCAACAUGGCUCGGCCCCAGGAUGGAUAUCGUAUAGUCCAGCACCUCCAGUACAUUGGCUGGCCUGCCUACCGGGACACACCCCCCUCCAAACGCUCUCUUCUUAAAGUGGUCCGAAGGCUGGAGAAGUGGCAGGAGCAGUAUGAUGGAAGGGAGGGACGCACUGUGGUCCACUGCCUAAAUGGGGGAGGCCGCAGUGGAACCUUCUGUGCCAUCUGCAGCGUGUGUGAGAUGAUCCAGCAGCAAAACAUCAUUGAUGUGUUCCACAUUGUGAAAACGCUGCGGAAUAACAAAUCAAACAUGGUGGAGACCCUGGAACAGUAUAAAUUUGUAUAUGAGGUGGCACUGGAAUAUUUAAACUCCUUUUAGCCCAGUGGGAUGGAGAAACCUGCCAGAGUGCAGAGGCUGCUACAGCAAAGCCUCUUUUUCUCUGAAUGGCAGUGACUGGGCCCGGGAACUCAGAGGUGGCACCCCUGCCUAACUCCAGAAGGAAGACUGGUGGCUCUAUGCUCUGCGGUGGGCUCUGCGCCUUCUGAGGGGCCUCCUGCAGCUGUGGGAGAGGCCACACUCACAAGCCCAGGAUCCCUUCCACACUUGACCAGCCACAACCUUGGGCCCAAGCAGAAGGGCACCCACAAACAAGGCCUAGGACUCGCGGUUCCCAGACCUCCUGCUUUUUUUUCUGAGUUUGUGCAUUUCAUGGCAAGCCAGCUGUGCAGGUGCUGGGAGUGGGAGGCUCGCCAGCACCUCUUUUUCCCUCCCUCUCUUAGGAGUGUUGAGAAUGUGAAGUCUACUCCUCCAUGCAGUUGUUAUGGAAAAGAAUGGGAAUUUGGAAGUCACUGCUCUGAUGCCCCCUGCAAUCUCCUUCAGAGACCUCUGAAACCAGACACCUGCUCUUCUGGAUCAGGGCGACCUCAGAAUGAACCCUAGACAAAAGCAGAGGCUCCUCUUCAACCUCACACCUAAUCUGCAUGGGGCUUGGCCCGCUCGCAUUCUGUACCCCUUUCCCAGCCCAGGCCUUGACUGUCUGUCAUUCACUGACUAGCCAGCUCUGCCCAUAGCACAAUUCCAUAAAAGAUUUUCUUUCCUUUUCUGUGGUCUCUGGAAGGGGCUGGAACUGUGGGGAAUGUUGCUGCUCCUCCUUUCCUUUGUAAAAGGGACCAGCAUGGUGCAGGGCUCUGGCUGUCUUGUACAAUGUAACCCCUGUGUCUCCUGGGUGGUAGCUUCCUCUGGGAGGGAUGAAGAAAAUAAGACUUGAUUGUUUUCCCAAGUGUAUGUGAAAAGAAACUUGUCUUUUGAGGGUGUAAAAUCUUAGUCUCUUAUGUCAGAAAGGUAAGGUGAGAGUUUGAGUGUGUAGUUAUGAGACAAAUCUUUUGAGCCUGUUAUAUUAUCUGGUUCUGUCCUUGAAAGGUUCCCACCUGGGAGAAUACAGCCAUUGAGCAAGGGAGAAAUGGGCUAGUCAGAAAAUGGUCUCUGGUUUCUGGGACAUAGACAGCACCAGCUUUGAGCAUAAUUUGGAUCUCCAAAUUUGAACUUCUUCCUAGAGAAAUCUAGCCUUCCUCUUGCAAAAGGCCAUUGCAGAUCUGGUCAUGCUUUGGUUUAAAAUAUCUCAAAGAGAUUAGGCCUGGGACUGUGGGUCUUACCCAAGGUAUGAGUGAGUCAAGGAAAGGGAGCCAGCAUCUGCUAAGUGUCUCCUAUAUGCCAGGCACCAUGCUUGACACCUUCCAUAUGACGUCUCACAUAGUCUCACUAGCCCCAGCAGCGAGCUCUUAUCAUCUCCAUUUUGCAUUUGUGGAAACUGAGGAAUCUUUCUCAAUGAUGGAAUUCUGGGCCCCAAAAAGGCAGACAAAGAUGACAGAACUUUUCUGAACUGUUUUCUUUAUACUUUCUCAGUCAAGCAAUUAUUUAAUGGAAGAAAAUAAGGCUAGGAGUUUCUGAACAGAGAACUUCAUGAAUGGAAAUUUAGUUUUCUUUCUCCAGUUCUUCUGCAAAGCCCAAAAUCUCGGAUAUAUUUUAGUAACUCAUUCCCUGUUACCCUGGAAAGCUAGUUUCAUCUAAUUUCUUCUUCCUGUGAAAAACAAUUCUCCUACUCCCUCAGGCUAUGAGGGAGCCAGCCAGGGACACUCUCUACCUUGGUCUCUAGCCAGUGGUUAGGUACAAUAUCUGACAGAUUCAGGUGUCCUUAGAUCUAAGAAGCGCCAUCUUGCAGGCUGGUCUAACCCUGAAAAAGGUAUGAGGAGCACAAAAUUCAAUAAGGCACAGUUCGUGCCCCUAAAGGCUCACUGUGUACUGGAGAAAUUGAACCACAAUGCAAUAGCAGUGCAGUGCAUGAGUGUUUCAUGGACCUACAUACUUGAGAGCCUCACUCUGCCUAGGGCUCCCUGAAGGAAGUAGCAUUCAUUUUCCAUCUAGGUCUCAUCAGGUAUGAAAAGGAAGAAAAGGAAAUUCAAGGCAAUGGGUCAGUAUGUGCAAUUGCAAACAGGCAUGAAAAGGCAUCAGGAAGGGCAGAAGAUGGGAGGUCAGCCCAGCAGGAGCAUAGCAGCGCAGGAGGAAAGGCAGGAAGUAAGCUAGGGUCAGGAAGACAGAUGCCCCACAGAGAGGGCAGAUGUUGUCCUGUGGUCAACAAGAAGCCAGCAAAGCUUCACAGUGAUGUGAUCACCCCAGUGCUAAAGAGGCCAGUGGGGCUGCCUCUUUUCCUUUAAUCAGACACUGUGAAAACCUUCCCUUAAGCGUGUUAUUUUUUAAUAUUGUAUCUAUUUGUCUUUCUGCUCAUUAUUUUGUGGCUGGGACAAAAUAGGCAGUGGAUCAUGAGAUGUUGUUCCUGUAAGAGACCCAGGAUCUCUGCUUUACCACAGAGCGGGGUCAGCAAGCCAGGCCUCCAAGCUCACUAAGAUGGGACAUGAAAGCAGCCCGAGAAAGCUGCCUCCGUUGGCAUAGGCCCUGGAGCUGUCUAGAUGUCCAGGGACACCGGACUUGAUCAAGGAAGGGCUGUCAGUUUGGAAGUUCAAAAGGAAAUCUCAAAGCAAAGGCAGGCAAAGGACCCGCAGGACUAACUCACUCUUCUCCUUUGAUGGGCCUCAUCCCAGGGGUAUUUGAGCAGGUCCCCAGGGCCCAACCCCCACUGAUCCUGCUGGCUUCCUUUGGCUCCAGCCUACUGCCCCAACUGGCCUUCCCAGCCUGAAGGACUCUGCAGCAUGGUAUAUCAGCCUGUUGUCUCUUAUUUCCUGAGAUCUUGGCUCAUCCAGACAGGCGAAUACAGGGCUAUUUAGCACAAUCCCUAGGAUUUAUUCUGCUCAUGAAAGGAUGAAAUAGAUGCCACCUAAAAAUGAGAGGGGACUUUAUCAUUUCAAAUGGUAGAAAUUUAAGGGUGGCUGCAAGAAAAAGGAAACAUAAAAAUUCAGGCCAUCGUGGGUUAACCCAACAAGGCCAGCUUGUUCCCUCAUUUUGUCAUGAUUCAACCACUCUCCAAAGAAGGCAGAGGAGUGAUGUGGUCUUAGGGUAGUGUACACAAAAGGAACUGAGGCUCAUGGAUAGAGGUGACUCCUGUAGGAUCCCACAGGAAGGCUCUAAGGCAGGGCUUGGAUGAGAUCAGGUAACGGUGCCCAGAAUUUGGACUUGAUAACUUGCCCAGGAAAUCUCCUAAACAAGUACCACAUCUCCUCCCCUCACCUUAGUAAUAAGGUAGGCUCACCCUUCUAUGAGCAGAGGAAACUAGUAUUAAUGCUCUCCACAACAGAAGUACACUCAUCUACAAGGUGCCAAAGAGUGCCCUCCCUUAGCAAAGAUCUUCCCGUGGGACCCCAUCUGGAGGAGAUGCAAGGAAUUAACAAGAAGCCAGAAACCCUCCCCACCUCGUGUGUGUCUAUGGCCUAGAUAGAUUCAGAAUAUAUCUCAGCUUCAUGACAACAUUGUGUCUUUUCUCUCAGCUGGUGUGAAGAUCCUGAGCCAGCCAGGGACCUCUAGGCCUCUAGACAGCCACAGGAAACCUCCCUUUAUGGGAAGAAAGACACCAGCUUGCUUCAGGGUGUAGGCCUCCUCUGCGCAUGUGACCCGAGAAUUGCCCACCAGAUAUCAACCGUCACAUGGAAGUAGCUGACCUUGAGCUGGGGACUGUAAUAUAUGGGCUUAUUUCUUCCAAUAUUCCUAAGAAGAGUACUUGUGAUUACCAUAUCCCCACUUUACUGAGGAAACAGAGUCUCCCAGAGGGAAAUCACUUGCUCACAGCUCCGUUUCCAGUAAAUGAGCAAGCCAGAAAUUAAACUAUUUUUUUCGGACCAAAAGACAAUAUUUUUCCACCAUCGUGUCUCAGAUUUUCCCAUUGGGGUUACUCAUAACAGCAAAGACUGGAGUGGAACAAGUAACUCUGGAUUUUGGUGAGCCCAGCAAAGCCAAUGGUAAGUAUAACACUCCCUUAUAGUCUCAUAUUUUAAUAAUUCAUGCGACAUUUGCAUUCCACUUCCUAACUUAAACUGAUAAGUUUCAACAUGACUCUAUAAAUACUUUUUAAAAAUGUACCCUAUGUAGUUUUGAUCUGUUCAGCCCACUUGUAUGGACCUUAGAGAAUAACAUCCCAGUCUAUGACAUAAUAACAGACCUGCUACAUCCCCACUAAGGCUAAUUCCAGAUUCAGGAUCAAAACCACCUGGCCUUCCUGUAGGCCGAUCCUUUGGUGUGGGAGUACCCUGCCCUCACUAUUCCCAGGUUAAGUUUAACUAAGGUCUCUUCUGGUUGGGUGCUGAAAGGAACACUUUAGCAGAGUAGAAUGAUGAGGACUUGCCCAUCUGGCAUGGUGAGGGGGUGGUAUCACAAAGCCCUUAAAACAAAAGGGAAGCUGGAUCCACUGUCUAGGUGGAGCCCCUUAUUUGCUAAUGUGGGCAACUCUGUGAACACAUUUUGCAUGAGGGACUGGGAGGCCUACAAAGCCUCUCAAGUUACCUUAAUAUACAUUCACUGUGUUCCUACAACAUGCAGUAUUCCGCAGGAACACUAUCAGGAAGCACUAAUGAUUACGGUACAGUGCAUCCCUUGGUGAGGGAUAGACUGAUGGCAGAAAGAGAUCAGUCUUUGGUAUGAACCCUUGCCUUGCCAUUUCUUGGCUAUAGAAUGGUGUGCCAAACAACUCAUGGAAAAAUAAGCAUGCAAAGGGAAAUCUCAGCCAGGUUAUAAGGAAUAGAUUUGGGGGUCAUUACACAAGAAAAUAGGAAGGCAAGGCCAGGAAAUUAGAAGCCAAUGAAUACUCAGAGUCAAGGAUGCUUAUGGACUAUUUGAUCACUUCUCUGAUAUGGCAGGGGAAGAAAUGGGGCAAACAUACAGCUUUUUGGGGGAAAAAUCUCAGUGAAAAGUGAUCAUCGUUUUCACUCUGACCAGUCAUGCUUAUCUUCCAUUUCUGGUCAUAUUUAUAUUCCUUACCAGAAUCCAUGUCUCCACCUCUCUGGUGUGAGCCCUAUAGAGUAUACGGAAGUGUCAACCUAGCAAGACUUCUGCACACAACAGAAGUGAAGCCCAGGUAGGAAUAUCCUGGCACCUAUCAUGUCAUCUCUGGAGCAAUGACUGCCAGCCCAGAUUCAGAAACACUGAAAGAAAUGAUCAUUCCCUCAGACCUCACUGCCUAAGGACAGAAUCGAAGAAAGCUACCUUUCCUUAGUCUGCACCUGGCCACUCCUGGGCUGGUCAGAAAAGCCAUCAGCAACAAGCUGAAUCAGGGCUUUCUGUGGAAGACGUAGGUGAACUCAAGGGUAAGCAUAAGCAGGAUGUUGAUCCUAAGCCAAAGUCAAUAGACUGCACUGGGCCAAAAUUUGCAGGGACAAGUUGCCAAACAAAGCUGAAGAGUAUGUCACAGUAUAGACCAUGGAUGGUCAUAUCAGCUCAAAGCCUUGAUUUCCUGACUUACCUUUCCCCUCACAAAACCAACAUCAGUCCCUUUUCAGCUUUUGACCAGCUCCAAAUCACAGUCAAGUACAGCAGAGAAAUAAGAAAAGUAAAUCCGACUAGAGACAAACACCUGAGAUUCAAUCUUGUUUGUGUACUCCCAUUCAAAGCCUCCCUCUCGGGGGUUUUCCUUGCAUAUGUAUCUAGGAAUUAUAAAAUACAGAGUUUUGGCUUCACCUACCAGGAUUCUGCCUCUGAGGUCAUAUACUGUCUGAGCAGCAAGAAGGGAGGUCCAUGUAGACAGUCAGCUCCGAUUUCCUCUGACACAUAUUUCAGGCUCAUAAAUAUGACCCCCAGAAGUACAGAUCAGAUAUCUUUGCCAUAUCUGUGCACAUAAACAGUCUUAGUUUCUUGGUAACCAAGGGCAGACUUUUGCAUGAAACUGACUAUUCAACUGUCUUGGAGAAAUCAAAACCAUCUCUUUCAUACUUCUUGCCCCACUGCAGAAGAGAUAGAAAAAUAUAUCAAAGAGAACAUAUUCACUUAUGAGGUCCACCCCUGAAUGUUAGGUCUCCAAGAGGAGAAAUCAGCAUUCACAGUAGUAACCCUCCAAGUCUGGUGGGCGAUCUAUCUAAGGGUUUGUUGGUGGUUCACUAGAGAUACAGGAAGUGUCAGGAUGAAACAGGAUCUAUUGGAAAAAGCUUUGAGGGCUGAAUAACCAUGAGGCUUCCGUAUGUAUCUGAGGUCUGCUCUGGGUGGUAGGAUAUAGACUUUAGCUCUUGACUGGAAUGCACAAAAAAAGAAAAGGCUAGGGGCUUUGGAGCAUUGGGUAAAAAAGUAUGAGUAUAAAAGCCUGGAGCUCAGGGUAGUUCAUGGUACUUUGGUGAGCAGAACUCUUGGGUUUGGGGGAGGAAGAGACAGAAGGAAUAAACUGAUAAAAUUGCUAAAUUGAAUCUUGUACAAGUAUUUCAGUGCCUUUGGGUUUGUGAAUAAAAACUGGUAGGCCUCAUAUGAUGGUCUGACAAACUCUCCUAGCCCACCGUACUUUACUUCCUCCCAUGGAAGAUUAAUGGCAUAUGGUUUUCCUUGGGUCAGUGCCCGCAGAGUUUUCUGAAGGCUUGGUGGGGAAGGUGCACAACACAGUGUCAUUCUAAGUAAAAUCAGGCUUCUGAGGGUCAGGGAGAAUACUAGCACCCAUAUCUUCUCUAGGACAGCAGAUUACUGGAUAAAGUCAAGCACAAUUUGCUAGUCCUGAGCUAUUCCUGUGAAUGGAACCAGUAACAAUGGGGGAAACUUCAGAGCUGGGAGGAAGAACUUGCUGACUGCCAGAGAGGAUGAGCUACCAAUUCAGCAGCUGUCUGCCAGAGCCCAGGUGUCACUUUCAAGGGCAGAACAAGCGUUGUUGAAAUGGCUUUUUGGUCAUUUCCACAUGAGGUGGGGGAUAUCCUGCAGAUCUGGGAUCAUGUUUAAACUCAUUUAUACCUGCAGUCUAGUCAAGCUUUACUUGUGUAGGUCGAAGCUUCCUGCUCUCCCAUCUGAGCCUGCUUAACACACUGGCCAAGGUGCUACUCUGGCCUCAAAUCCUGGGCUCAUCCAAGCUUGGUUAUCACCAAACACUAAACUAGAAAAAACAGCUGCUUGCCAUAGACCUGAUGCCCUCUGAGAUCUCUGAUAAGAACCCACUGGCCAACAGGGCCACCAGAAAUAGCCAGACCAAAUAAAGUUGAAGCAGGACCCAGAGCGGGGCUUUACUUACCAUGUUCAUUACAUCCAGCAGGUAAUUCUACCCAGUUCCCCACUCAAGGCCUGUUGGCACAGAUUUCAAAAGCACAGCGACCCAGUGGACACAAGAUUUUAAAAAUUCCUAGUGCAUGUAUUUCAUCACUAGGGGGGAAUCUUGGGUUUCCUCAGGUUAACUCAAGGUAACCCAUACUGGUAAUCAGACUCAAAAGCACUAUUUUAUCUUCUCUUUUCAUUCUGUAGCCUAGUGGAUAGAUCAAUCAAAGACAGAGUUGGGACCUCUACCAUUGCUUUGGUCACUGGUCACCCUCAUAGCUGUCUAACAGGUAUCACACGGCCUCUACUCAUCUCCAUGGAGGCUGACAUUUUCAUACCGAUGGGGCAUAUGAUAUUGCAUGAGACCAAAGUCUCCACAUUAUUUGCAGCCUCCUCCACAAAUCCCAAUGGCCUGCACUUGUACAGUUUGGGUGUUUGAUAGAUAAAGCACGUAUGAGAAGAGAAAACAAAAUAAAUCAACUUUUAAAAGGAGCCAGCACUGUGCUGUCAAUGUUCUUUUUUUUUUUUUUUUUUUCCUUUUUCUUUCCAAUUCUAGCUUAAAAAAAGCAGAAGGUAAAUAAUGUCAGGUCAAUGAAUAUCAGAUAUAUUUUUGACUGUACAUUACAGUGAAGUGUAAUCUUUUUACACCUGCAAGUCCAUCUUAUUUAUUCUUGUAAAUGUUCCCUGACAAUGUUUGUAAUAUGGCUGUGUUAAAAAUCUAUACAAUAAAGCUGUGACCCUGAGA